Molecule: messenger RNA, 1578 nt
Organism: Scheffersomyces stipitis CBS 6054
Lineage: Eukaryota; Fungi; Ascomycota; Pichiomycetes; Serinales; Debaryomycetaceae
Gene: SAM51
Product: Sam51p
Exons: 1
Coding region: 40-1509 (489 amino acids)
Cellular component (GO): outer membrane
Source: RefSeq, a predicted model, not a curated record
CAAUUGUGGGCUUUAUAUAGAUCCUAAUAUUCUGCCAAAAUGUCCGAAAAGAAGCAGUUUGACUCUAGCUCGGAUUUGAGAUCGAGACUCAUCACAGAAGAAGUGUUGGGCACGUCCGGAACUCGGCCUUUGUAUGUUUCUUCCAUCGAAGUCAAUGGAGGAGAGACAUUCUCUGCUGAAUUUUUCAAGAAGCUCUUGACCCCGCUCAUUGACCGCAGCGACUACACGUUGAACCAAUUGGUAGACACUAUUGGCAUAACUCAAGACAAAUUGAAUAAAACAAAUGUCUUCAAGGACAUUGCUGUGUCGUUACAUUCAGACUACACGGCCUUGAUUCCAUCAACUGUGAAAAACUACAAUAAGGAAACACCUGUUUCGACCAAAGUAGUAUUUGAUUUACAGUCGAUUAACUUGAACAUCGGUGAAGGCUUCCUCAAUUUCAACAACCAGGAGAACUUGACCUUGAACUUAGACUAUUUGAACAACAACUUCAAUGACAAUGCCGAGUUAGUCAAUAUUGGAGUUAACUACAAUCCAUACAAGCCCAAUGACCACUUGAUUACCAACACGAAGUUCUUGGCCAACUUAAACAACCCUUCGUUCAAAUUCUUGAUAGACUUGUUCCACUCUCAACAGAACAACCAGACGUGGCAGCAAUCCUCUGAAGGCUCUACCGGAGGUUUAAUUGGAUUACAGUACAACCAGCUGAAGACAUUGACCUAUUUGACAGGCUUGUCGUUUGCCAGAAGAACCAUUCACAACAUUGACGAUGCUGCUGCUGAUGAGUUGAAGUUUUUCGCUGGCGAUUUCUUGAAGUCGUCUAUCAUAUCGCAAGUAGCCUAUUCUGAUGUAGAAUUCUUGAAUCUGUUCACUAAGAACUUCCCCACCAACGGACUUAAGUUUGUACUCAGCAACGAGAUCUCCUCCAACCAAGAACAGGAAAACCCAGACAAUCAUGCUGCGUUUUUAAAAUCUUCUCUUUCCCUCAAUUACUACAAAUCGUUCUUGAACAAUGCCAUCACUACUGAAUUUUCUUCAGAUUUUGGUGGAAUCUAUUCUUCUUCUAAUGGACCAGUUCAUAUCAGUGACCGUUUCUACUUGGGGGGAGUUGACUCGUUUAGAGGCUUCUGUAGAAAUGCUGUCAAUAUCAACGGUGGCUCGCUGUUCUACAAGCUUAGUGGUACUAUUUUCUCCCAGUUGCCUCCUUUCAUACAUCCAGUUGCUAAAGGCAGUGCUGUAGACAAAAAGUUGGACGACGGCUUCGGUCACGAAGCUAAUCCUUUGAGAUUUUACGCUACUGGUUCCAUUGGUAACGUUUCAGACAACAUGCUUGAAGACGAUUCUGGUGUUAGUAGUGUAGGUAUUGGGCUCAGAUACUUCAACUACUGGGCCAACUUUGACGUAGGGUACUUCCUUGCUAAGAGAUACGGAACGGAUGCUGGAGAUUCUGGUAUCAAAGACGGUUUACACUUAUCGAUAUCCAUCGGAGGAUCUAAUCGUUCUGUCUAGGAAAAGUUUAACUAUGCUAGAUACAUAAGGUACAAUAAUGUAGUAUUAAAUGAACAAUAAGUUCUAUCU